Podarcis lilfordi (Lilford's wall lizard) is the source of this 18746-nucleotide messenger RNA. The record is from the annotation of a GenBank genome assembly. Lineage: Eukaryota; Metazoa; Chordata; Lepidosauria; Squamata; Lacertidae.
GGGCGGGCUAGCGCAGGCGGAGGAGGUGAAACUUUCCCUCUCUGGUCACCUGACCGGGCCCCUCGGACCACGUGAUCCCUUUCCCAUCGUCGCCAUUUUAAAGCGGUGCUCCCUGCAGAGGCAACAGCAGCGGGAGGGAGGAAAAAAGGAAAAGCAGAGCUCACUGAGGCUCCCCUGGGAAGGUGGGUGCGAAGGGGGGGGGCGGGGAGCGCGUUUUUCGAGGGGGCGUGUAUGGGGAGGAGGGGAAAGCAUCCCUAUGAGCGACCGGGAAAGGGGUUGGGGGUCUCCCUUUCCCACCUUUUCUCUCAGCAGGCACCCGAGAGGAGGGGGAGAGGGUGGCAGGUUGGGUGGGAGACGCGUGGUGCUCAGCUCCCAGCACCUGUCAGAGGCAUGGAGCAUCUCCCCUCGACCCCGGUGAGGUAGAGCUGCCUUACCUCACACACUCAAAACGAGGGGAGGGGUGUGAGGGGUGGAUGUUCAGGCGUUAAAGGAGCUAAGAGCAGCACAACGUUUGGGGGAUUUUCCGCCGUCACUUUCCGGAGUUGGGGUAUGGCUCCCUCCUUCCUUACGCAUAACGGUCUGUGCACCUACUGCAUUUAUUGAUUUAUAUUGGCCUUCCUCUACUCUUGGCGCCACAUGGGGAUAUUGUCAUUCUCACACACACACACACACACACACACACAGAGAGAGAGAGAGAGAGAGUUCCCUGUGCCAUUCUUUUGGUGAUUCCUUUCUGGUGCAUUGAUGUGUGUGUCCUUUAUAUGGUUUUACAAACAAAUAGGCAGGCUCCCAUUCUUCAGUCUAACAUUUUUACACACAUCCUUUCUUAGCAAUGUUAUAGCCCCCCCCCCCCAUUGCCCCUAUUAGCCACCUCCAAAGCUCAGGAAAGGAGUUUCUUUCUCUCUGAUCCACCCUUUUGAUGCAGUUGUCCAUACACACAAUUAUUAUCCUCAAACUUCCUUUCAGCCAAUGAGUUGAAAGACAAUAAGUCUCUUCCUUCAUCUUUAAAGCUUCAGUUCCUAUUUAUAAUUGCUAGCUAUGGACUAUAAUUUCUGUAGUGUUUUGUAGUCCUUAAUCAGAUUCUUGCAACAGGUUGCAAUGGAGGGAACAUAGCUCAAGAUUGCCUAGUGGCCAAAUGGGAAUAUUGGAACUCCACAGUCCCAAUUCCAAUCCUCUAGUCAUACCAUUGAUCUAUUCCCAUCAUUCUCCCAUUAGAGUAUCAGUCUUCGGCUUAUAGGUUGGGGCCCACGGCUUGCUCACAAGCUGACCUAAGGUAGGUCACAGCCGAAGUACUACCAAUAUGCAAAAGUAUAGCUUUAAAAACCAAGGAGCUGCUCCUCAAAUGCAUUUUUGGGGUAAAGGUCUGAUUUGAUUUGAUUUGAUUUGAUUUGUAUGCCACUGUCCAUUCAAAUGAAUCCCAAAGCAGCUUAAAGACAAUAACAUAAUAAAAUAUCACAGAUAUAGUGUAAGUCAUAUUACAGAAUUGGCAAAUAAUCAGUAAAACAAUUGUUGUCUAUAAAACGCUAUUAACAAACCAGAAACUGAAAAAAUAAUCUGAGCGUCAUAGUUAUGGCAUAAGCAAUAUUACAUGAUUAACAGAUCAUCAUCAAAACUUUUCUAAUCUAUAAAACGAUAACUAAAAAAUAAGCUAAAGCCGGGUUGUAUGUCUAAAAAGCGUGCCAGCCCUUAAGAAUGUGCACACACACAUUUCUUCAAAACCAUUGUUUCAAAGUGUCUUGACAUGAAGAUUGUAUUUGUUUUCCUUUCCUGUAAUUCUCCAACUUCAGUCUACUUAUUUCCCACACCCACCCCACUUAGAAUCUCAGCCCUAAUGAGCCCUCAAGCUCAGGGUAUGAUUCUGCUUUCCUACCAGUUUUCUGAUCUCCACGAAACUAGUGUGCUGAACCCUACAUUUCACUUUUGCUCCUUAAUGGUAAAAAUUACUUCACUGUUAGUCUCAGGCAAAUUGUCACAUGUACAGGAUUGUGUUUUGUGUAUCUCAAAGAAGCUAUAGAAUGCUAAUAGAACUGGAAACCCUAUAUCUGGUGUUCUGCUUUCAAAAGUGCUGCAGAGGGAACCUGGUUAAAACUUUUCUCGGCUGGAGGUUGCAACAAGCUAACACUUUCUUAUCAGUCUCAACCCUUUUGACUGCAGUGUCAAUAGCAUACUUUUAUAGGUUAAACAAAAAGUUUGUUUGUUUUGUGAAAAGUGAAAGACUCCUGCAAGCAUAGUGUAAAAAAAAAAAGUACACUUUCUUUUAUUUUCCGUUUUAAGCAUUAAAAAAGAGUGCCUGAUUACUUCUAGAUAAAGUAGUAUUCAAAAUGUAAUGUCUGGUAAAUAGUUUGGCAGGAAUGCUCUUUAAUUUGUUGCUAUAGCUGCUUUUACUUGCAGGAUUUUCCUUUUAGGAUGUUCUUGCAGUUAUGACGGGAUGAGGAAACUCUGGUCUGGUGGCUGCAGGUAUAGUGUAAUGUGAAUUUACCUUUAGCGAAGUCAGACUUUGGGUUCACCUUGCCUUGUGUUGUCUACAGGGAGAUUCGGGUUCAUCAGAUGAUGGGGAAGGGGGCUCUUUAAUUCUUUAUUUCUCAGCCAUUUAUCCAAAAUUCCUGCUACCUCCUCUCCCACCCACUGUUUUCUUCUGCUAGAUGUAAAGGAUAUAAGGCCCUAGUAUCUUUUAUUGUCUCUUUUGCAAAAAACCAGUUCUGGAGAGGUGUGAUUCAGAAUGACUCAAGAAGAAGGAUUUAAUCAAAUCCCCUCUUCUUCAACCCCCGGUCCGCCACUCACCUUGGUUGCCUUACCUGAUUUUUUUAAAAAGCCAUUGAGGAUAGAAAAUAGCAAAAGAGCUACACUUCUGAUUAUGAUUAAAACUUGAUUGAUUUGUUACCAAAGCAACUCAAAGCGACUUACAAUAAAUAAUCAAACACAUAUAUUGAAACCAUCAUAAAACAAACAUAGGAAAAUCUAAAAGAAAAUCCUAUUCUUAUAAGGCAGGAUUGAAACAUCCCGCCCACUCAAAGAGGCCAUUGAUAAUUAAGAGCCAAAUGCCUGGUAAAAAAAGAAAUGUUUGUGCAUGGUACCUAAAGCUAUGUAAUGAUGGUGCUAGGUGAUCUUCCCUGUGGAGAACAUUCCACAAGUGGGGAGCCACCACUGAAAGGGCCUGUUCUCAUGUUGCUACCCUCCAAACCUUACAAGAAAAGGGCACACAUAGAAGGACCUCAGAUGAUGAUUGCAGGGUCUGAGGUCGUUCAUAUGGGAAGUGGUGAUCCUUGAGGUAUUGUGGUCCUGAGCCACAUAAGGCUUUGUGGGUCGAAAGCAGCCCUUUGUUGUUGUUUUUUUUAAAAUAAUAUUUAUUAAUAGUUUCAGAAUUAUAGAAAAAAAACCAACAACACUACAAUACAUAAAAAAGAAGAAAAAACGCAAAACAUAAAAACCAAUACAACAAUACAGCAACAAAAAAAGAAGAAAAAAAGACAUAAAUCCCAAAUUACAUAUCUUUAACUUCCAUUUGCUUGUUUCAUUGACCUCCUCACACCUCCCUUUUUGUAUUCUAGUUUAAUUAGUUAUUUUAGCAAAUUCUUUCCAUCUUUCUCAAUUUUUGUUAAAUAAUUUAUCUUAACAAUUUAACCUAAUAAUUAGCUCAACAAGUCCUUUCCAUCUUUCCCCAUAUUCUGCUAUUCAAAUUACCUUAAUUUAUUUAACCUUAUCUUACCAUAAAAUACCUUAAAGCUUGAAUCUUAAUACUCAAAUAUACAUAACUCCUGAUAUCAUUUCUGCUAGAGUCAUAUAGUUUCAUUCCAACAUUUUCCCUAAUAUUCAUUAAUUUUAGGCUAAUUCCCUAAAUAAAAAAUUUUCUUUAUAAAUUUUCUUCCAAUCUUCACCCAACGUCUCUUCUUCCUGGUCUCGGGUCGUGUCAGUCCUUACUGUCCAUUCCAUCUAGUCCAUCAACCUGGAAGUCUUAUGUCGGAGGCCCUUAAGUCUCUUCCAUGUCCCUUCUGCAGGUCUUCUUCUUCUUGUUUAUACUUGCACUUUUCCUUGUCUUUUGUUGGUCUCUUUCUUAAUUUCUUUCCUUUAUCAUUGAGGAGUAGGUCUCUGGGGGAUUCCGACCCAAAAUUAUCUCUGUCUCCCUUCCUCAAACCCGCUCAUUCCCCACAGUCCCACUCCCCACAGUCAUCAAUGUAAACCAAAAAGUAUUUAAAAGCAUAUUUCAAGGUCUCUCCAAAGUUAGGAACCUCCUCUGCUCCAGACUCCCCCUGGCCCGCUCCAACUUCAAUCUUCAAUGACAGCGGCUUAUGCUCCUGUAGGGCCUCGGGUCUCUCCAUUUGUAUUAUUUGAGGUGCAACCGCAUCCUCCUCCAUUAUCUUCUGCACUUGCCCGGUCAGUACAGGUUCAUGAGUUGGUCCCUGAAUGGUUUCUAUAUCAAUGUUCCCUGUUUGUCCACAGUUAUUAACCACGACAGUCAUCAAGUCCAUUUUAUCAUUCAUCAAAUCCAUCUUCUCGUGCAUCUGUUCCAGCAAGGCACUUGUCUUGCAUAAAGCAAGCACCCAAUCUUCCUCCCAGCUCAUCUUUAGUCAAGGUCAGAAAAGACUGGUCCCACGAUCUUAAUCUCACAGCUGUUGAGUCCUCAAGUAGACUGUAGCAACAAUUUAACAAGCUCCCUCUAGAGGAGACAAUUUCUAUUUGUAUCCAUUUUUUUUUUAAGGCAAGUCCAACAAAGGAAAAUUUACUUUCAUUUUUCAGAUAUUUUUCAGAUAUUUUGUUUCUUUAGAAUGCAAAAGGCAACAUUGGAAUCAGUUUAUUUCUCUUCUUUAGCUAUCUGUCAAAGUAUUCCAUUCACAGUCAAUGAACCUCUCCAACUAUUUCUGUCUCUGACACCCUGUUCCCAGGUUAGAGACGGUGGAAACUUAUCCUUCUUCACUCCCUCUCCUGCAGGGGUUAAACAAAGUCUCCCCCCCCCCUUUUCUCCUGCUUCCAAGGGGGUUUCAGUAAUUAUAAAUGAAGGAAAUUUAGACUUUUUUAACGGCUUUCCAGGCUUUAGCUUACAAGGUUUUUGCUUUAGUCUAUAUACAAAAAGCGGAAGGCGGACUUCCUGUUUUGAACCUUCCCGCUUCGAUGCCAAAUUAAGAUAUUUCUUGAUCCAAUUUUCCGUUUCUACUCACGGGUACUUGUUUUAAAUCCAAUUGUCCACAGGAAAAUGUCAGCGCUCUCCGGCAAUGGCUGUGCGGCUUCACUCCGUGAAAAUAGCAAUCAGUUCGCAGCACCGCGCCACUCACCCCACUUCGCUCCGGCGCCCCAAAAUGGGGUUCCCGGUGAGUAGGGGGUGCGCUCCUGGUGCCCUGCCGAACCCCACGUUCCCAGGCUUUGUCCGCCUGGGAUUUCUAGCGGGUCCCCACCUUCGCCGCGGCGGGAAGACCCAGUUUCCACGGAGCCCGUUCCUCCGAUUGGAGGAACUCCGCCAUUCACCGAUGGCGCUGACCCGGAAGUCCCGAAAGCAGCCCUUUGAAUUGGGUUCAGAAACUAAUUAGCAGCCAGUGCAGUUUGGCCAGGAUUGUUGUUAUAUGCUCAAACUGUAUUACUCUAGUGAGCAACCUGACCACUGAAUUCUGCACCAGCUGCAGUUUCUGAAUUUCCUUCAAAUGAGAUCAUCAGCAUUGAUCUUCUCAACUCUUUUUUAGUUUGGUGAAAACAUUCACCAAAGAGUUGCCAAAGAAUUGAUUGUCUUGAUUAUUCUCGGCAAGAAAAUGCAACAUUCUUAAAGACCAAAGUUGUGUGGCACUACAGCCUGUAUAGGUCUACUCUGAAUUAAAUCCCACUUGAGUUCAAUAUGGCUUGUUUCCAGGUAAGUGGCUAAAGGAUUGCAACUUCAUCUGAAGUAAGUUCCAGUGAGUUCAAUGGAUUUCUUGUCUGGUAAGUAUGUGCAGGAUUAUAGUUACCUUUUGAGCUGUCAUUGGCAAAGCUCUGCUUCAUCAUGUGCCAAAAACACCUUAAACUAGGAUGCAGAUACUGAAGCUUGAACUCCUCAAACACAGGAUAGAAUAUUUGAUCAGUGAAGUAUUUGUUGAUUUCAUUAUGAAAAUGUUCCUUCUGCUAAGGUGUUUUAUUUUUAAAAGAAUCCUACUGCUUUCGCUUCCUUUAUAGAUCCAAAUGUUUGUCAUUUUUAAUCUGCCAGAAUAUUAAAGAAAGAUCUGACAGUUUAAUGUCAUCUUAUUCCCAGGUUGCUAUUCUGUUGUCAUUGCGAUUUUGACUAAGCCAAGGCAUACGUAGCUGAAGAAAUUUCUCUAGUUUUCACACCAUUGGUGGUGUGGAAUUAUUUGAGCUCGUUUCAUGGAAUAGUGCAUGUAGUAAAUCAUUCUGCAAGUGAAAAGCAUUCCCUGCCAAUUGAAUUGCUUACAGACUUUUCAAAGUGUUAAGUACUCACCAAAUUUUAUCCAGCUCAGUCUGGAAUAGUAAGACUUUUUCAGUCUUGCAGUCAUGUUUCUGAUCAGUUUUGCUUACUAAAUCACAUAGCAAGCUUGCAUGGUGUUGUUUGGUGAUACUCUCACCUUAAAACUGUUUGAAAAUGUUGUAGUUAAAAUGGAGGAAUGGCAUAUGUGGUAUUCUUGCAGAUUUGAUUGAUGUUAGUCAUUUGUACUGAUCUUUAGACCAUCUUCUGCUCAAGGGUGCUCAUUCUUUAGCGUUCAAGUGCUUAAUAACUUCAUCCUGUCUCAAAUUAACAUUCUCUUUUCACAGUUUACUGCCAUGAACGUUUUCAAUUAGCUAUGGAGCGGGAACUCCCAGGGCACUUGCAAGAGAUCAACAGACAGAUGUUCAGAUCAAGGAAACUCUGCAUUGGUGCACAGGGAUGACUUCAUCCCUAAUCGCCUCUGCUAAUAGAGUGCAAGCACAGCUGAGACAAAUGGUGAGGUUGGCAAGGAGGAGGAUAAGCUCAGGUCCCUUUUGAACAGUUGGAGGUCCAUACUUUGUAUGGAAUAUCACUUAUGUGUUAAGAUGCAAAGCAGCUUUUCAAAGGGGCUGGAUGACUUGUGCAUCUGUUUAAGGUGCAUGAACUGAUUGACUGCAACAUUUAUGCCAUUGUGUUCCGUAAGCUUGAUGUUUUGUAACACAGCCAUGUACGUUUUAAGUUUCAGAUAUUAUGGAAGAAGGCAACAGUAUUACAGCAGUAGUCUCAAACAUUGGGGAACCGGAAGCUGUACUGAUCUCCGAAGCAGUUGUAAGCCCAACUUCAGAAAGUGGUGAAGACCAGAGAAAGUGUAACCCUGACCCACUAAUCCAGGUCAUCCAAAAGCUAAGCAAGAUCGUUGAGAGUGAGAAGUCACAAAAAUGCCUUUUAAUAGGGAAAAAGCGCUUGCAUCCCGAUGUGUCCCUGCUGUCACUUGACUCACAAAACCUCCCAGAGAUCCCAGGUAAAACCAUUGAACUGCCUGCCCUGGGCACGAUAAAUAUAGAAGAUUAUUAUGUGACAGACUGUCCUCCGCAGAAUAAAAGGAAGGUGGUUUGUUACCAAUGCAGUCUCUGUAAAUCUCUGUCUCCCACUCUCCCUCUCUUAAAAGAACACGUGAAACAACAUGGCCAGCAGAACGAAGUAAUACUUAUGUGCUCAGUGUGCAAUUUUGCCAUGAGAAGCCUAGAAGAGUUUGAAGCUCAUGUGAGGCAUCACCCAGAGAACAGCAGCAAAGCACACACUCUUUCAAAGGAGCAGCAGCAAUGUGCAAGUUUUCCCAGUACCACUUUGCAUGGUCCAGUGGAAGGUUUUGUCAAUGCCGGCGCUGAUCAGACAGCACAGCUUCAGUCUCCCCGUCCAACGGAGAAGGGGAGGCAAAAAUGGUAUACUUAUGAGCAGUACGGCAUGUACCGAUGCUUAAUUUGCAGCUACACUUGUGGUCAGCAAAGAAUGUUGAAAACGCAUGCCUGGAAGCAUGCAGGCGAAGUGGACUGCUCAUACCCCAUAUUUGAGGAAGAAAAUGAACAAGCUACGUUGCAGGACCCUGCUCUAACGGGUGUUCCUCGCAACGUGGAUGCCGUUGUCCUCGCGCUAGAAAAUAAUGAACUGGGUCUCUCUGGUGACCAGGCUGUUCAACUCCACAUUUGUAGCUCUGAGCAAAUGGUGUACAAAACCUCCUCGACAGAAGAGCCUGCGAAAGAGGAGGCGCUCUUAAGUCAGUCGGCUGCUCUCUCGCCCACAGGCAAAGGAGCAGAAGAGACUCUGUCAGAUACCGAUCUGGAGCAAGACAACUUGAUGACCGACAGCUUGCUUUCCUCCGCCCAAAAAAUCAUUAGCUGCAGCCCAAAUAAAAAAGGCCACGUUAACGUCAUAGUUGAACGUUUGCCGAGCGCCGAAGAGCCUGUCUUGCAGAAGCCUUACUCUAUGGACACCGACAUUGAAGCCGAGAAGAAAAUAAUCUCUGAGCAAGUUCGUGUGGCACGCGAUGGGGACGUUUAUCAUAUGGACAAAAGCUCUGUGGAACUCGAAGAAGUCAUAAUCGGAUGGAGCAGUGCGGAGAAGAAAGAUGGCGAUUUAAACCCUGGUAGAGCCAAAGCAGCGGAUGAAAAUGCGCCUCCCACCAGAAGAAGAACAAAUUCAGAGUCCUUGAGGCUGCACUCCCUGGCUGCUGAAGCGCUCGUCACGAUGCCCAUCAGAGCUGCAGAGCUAACCCGGUCAAGCCUCAGAGCUUUCGCCGAGGCAAAUUCUAUAGGUUCAGAGGCUGGGCAGAGGCCAGCUGACAACAGCUACGUCGCCCAUUCUAAGCUGGUGACCUCCCUUAAAACAGAGGAAUUGGCAGGCCUGAACCAAACGGACUGUGCUUUCAUGGAAAUACAGAAGGAUAAGCCAGAGCUGGCUGAAGGUCCCAUUAAAAUGGGCAUCAGCAUGUCCCUGCUCACCGUCAUUGAAAAGCUGAAGGAGAGGACGGACCAGAACGCUUCCGACGAUGACAUUCUGAAGGAGUUGCAAGACAACGUGCAGUGCCAACCUGCAGCCGACGCCAACGUGCUGGGGAGCAACCUGGUGGAAUACAUCCCCAAUGUGGAUCGCCCCUUCCGAUGCCGCCUGUGCCACUACAGUAGUGGCAACAAGGGGUACAUCAAGCAACACUUGCGGGUGCAUCGCCAGAGGCAGCCCUAUCAAUGUCCUAUCUGUGAGCACAUAGCAGAAAACAGUAAGGAUUUGGAAAACCAUAUGAUCAACCACUGCAAAACCCGAAUGUACCAGUGCAAACAGUGCGAAGAAUCCUUUCAUUAUAAGGUGAAGUGUUUUUACUUUUGUGUUUGCCGUUUUUUUACUGUUUCUUGAUUGCUUUGAACUGUGUGAGCCAGAGAAGUUGCAGCUUGUCAUGACAGGCUUAACUGGGGCAGUCAAUUGCAAACAGUCGAUGAUGGUUGGUUGCCAGAAAGGUCCCAUUGAGAUUGCUAGCACUGGAGUGUCUGGUGCUGCUCAGUGCCUGAGUAAUGGCCUUGGAAUCAACGACUGGAUUGUUUGUCAAAACCUGUAAGUCAGUUCAGAAGUGGGUCAAGGAAGCAUCAGGGUCAGAACUUUAUUUCAGCCUCUUCAAAGCUGGAGUUAAGCCUGUAGUGAUAAGGCAGGUAGAACUCUGAACUCAGCCAAUAGACGCAGCAGUUUUGGAAAACCAUAACAUUAACCCCCCCCUUUUUUUUAAACCGAGGGACAUACCCUUUAACAAUUGAGUAUCUUAACAAUUCCUAUGUCUGAAGAGGAACAACAAUUCUGAUUGUUAUAUGCCAUUUUUCUUAAAGCAGCUUAACUGCUAUACAAUAAACUAUAUAAAUAGAAAAAAUACAAGAAAAGCCCAAGUUAUAUCAUCAAGUUAAAGCCUAAUAAUAAAAAGUUAGAGUGCAUGACUAUUCUACCAUGUUGGGGUACAAACCAGGGUCUUUCUGCAGCUCUUGGUGGAGUGGCGGGUGGGUGGGUGGAACCUUGUUACCUAGUUAUUAAACCAGGUAAUGGUAAUUCUGCUUUGUGGUGCUUUUCUAAAUUUACGGAGCUCACUCAGAUUUGGGCAACUGAAAAGUCUACUUUCCCGUUAUCCCUGCUUGAGUUGGAAACUGUGUUUCUCUCCUCACCCCAUGCAGUUGGUUAGUGAUCAGGUGUCUUGAGCUCCUCUUUAGAAAUCUUCUUGAUUUGUAUUGUCAUUUUGUUUGGCUGCCUGUCAGAUAAGUAAUCACAGAUGGCGUUUGGCAGGAAAAUAAUGAGAAUUCAGCAUAGAGGUUCAGCCACUCCGUAUUUGCACCCUUUUAAAAGACGGUACUCCUGUUUGCUUUGCAGAGUCAGCUUCGAAGCCACGAGAGAGAGCAACACAGCCUUCCAGACCUAUACUCGAUGCCACCGUCUGACAGCCUAAUAACUUGUAGCAAAGUGGAUGAAAGAGUCGGUACUGUCUGUCUUUUUCACUCGCUUAGUGAUAACAUUGGGUCAGUUUGAAAAGUUGAGCUCAACAUGCUGGAGGUUCUUGAGAAUCCCUUGGCUGUAGCAGUGACUUUUAACUGUUAAAAGCCAAUGUUACAUUUAUUUUCCCAGUCACCCAUAGUACCUGAGCAGCAGCACUGCCACUGCCAGGAAUUUGCAGCAUUGGUAUGCAGAUAAUGAUAUGUGCAACCAAUAUGGUUCGGGGCUGUUAAAGGUAGCACCCGCUUCAUGGAGAAUCACCAGAGGAAAAGGCUUUUCAGCAGUUGCCACAUAGGGCUUUUAAUCACUUGAUCGUAUAGCGCAGCCUUCUGCAGCCUCCAGCCCUCUGGAUGUUUUGGACUACAACUCCCAUCAUUCCUGGUCAUUGGGCAUGCUGGCUGGAGCUGAUGGGCAUUGUAGUCUGAAACAUCUGGAGGGCACAAGAUUGGGCAAGGCUUUUGUAAGGCCUCCUUCCAACUAGGCAAACAGUAUGGAAAGAAGCUUGUUCCUCCCUUUGCUACUGUCCACACCUUUUUAGAGAAGUGUGCCUUUUACCUGAAGAGCCUCUGAAUCAGAGGGAAAGGGUGCCAAUUUUUCUUGAUGAUGCACCCCUCCAAAAUAAACAGCAAACACCUACGCCCUGCCUCAACGCUUAAUUCAGGUUUUUAUUUUAAAACCUGGGAUUUGGAGGUAUGACUUGACUGAACAUGUUCCCCCUUUUAAUAGCAUUCAUUAAAUGAGAAUUUAAGCUUUCUAAAGUAGUUUGGAAACUCUUUGCAGUCAAAUUAUGACACGAUUGCAGGAAGGAAACCCUCUUGUCAAACAGAUGUCGUCUCUAUAAAACAGCCCAAACCCAAGAAGUUUAUGGCACAGCAUCUGUUUAUGCACGCGUUAAUCUGAGCGGGAACAUUUGUUUCAUGUUUAUGAAAUCAUCAGCGCCCCUGUUCAUCGCGGCUGUGCUAGAACGUUAAAGGGAUCUUUCCGCAUAUGAUUGAAUUCUAAAUGUCUAAUAAUGUAGGGCGAUUGUAAUAACAUGCAUUACAGGAACACCUGCUUUUAGUGUUGGUUUGAAACCAGUCAGUUUGUUACACACCACAGGGCUUGGCCUUCCUUUACUUCCUGCCCUCCCUUCCGGGGAUAAAAGCAGUUCCCAAACCCAUGACUCUAAAGCAUGUAGUAAAAGGCAGAGUUGUGUUUUGUAAAACAACAAAUCUUCGUGACAUAAUUGCAUAUAAAAUAUGGUGGUUUUAGUGAUCAUUAGGCAAUAUAUUUUUAUUUGCCUACAAAUGUUAUUUCCUUCAUUGUUAUUCAAUUUAGAUAAGAAAUGGCUUAAUUAUUUACCAGGCUGGUCCAAGGCAACUUAGCGUCCUAAGACACAGCCCUGCAUGAUCCAGGAUCAAUUCCCAGGACCCCCUGUAAUGAGGAUGCUGCGAUUCAACAACUAGGAUCUUGAGAAGGACCUCUCAUAUUGUAGGUUUUCUUGGGCGCCCUUAAUAAUAAGAUUACCUUAAGUAUCUGCUUGGGUCACUUGUGUGGUUGGCCCAGACCUGAUUAUUUUAAAAGAAAGUAUAUACAAAAAAUCCUGAAUUAAAUACCUUCCAGAACCAAAGCUGCAAGCCAGAUCAAAUGUGUGAACCAAACUCUACUCAACUGUUAGUAUUGGGAGGUUAGAACCUAAGCAGGAUCAGAUUGUGCUGAAACAAGAUCUGUCUUUCUGCUAAGGAAAAUGAUUUCUAAAAACUGUGUUGUAUGUCAUUUAGGGGAUAGGAUUUCAGUCCAGAAACUUUACAGAUGCGACAUUUGUGAUUACACAAGCACAAUGUAUGUUGGUGUGCGGAAUCAUAGGCGGAUUCACAACUCCGAUAAGCCAUACAGGUGAGCAUAUCUCUGGGGUUUUCUGUUAUAGCUGGAAUUUUUUUGAUCUGUUUUCUUGCAGCUGUCAAUUCUAAAGUUAGAACACAGUGGGCGAUUUGAAAUUGCCUAAUUUUGAAGGAGUGUGUCACUUGCUACCAAUUUACUCUGACAGUCACUUUAGAAUCUGCUGACAUCAUUACAAUAAGGACCUGCAAGUAAUACAUAUUGAAAUACCUGGUAAGGAGGUUCCUAAAGCAAGCAACAGCAGAAUUGGAGCAUACUUGGGCCACAUCCCAUCAACCGGAAGACUGCCGGGUUAUGCUAGAAGAAUGUGGCUUUUUCAACCUGUUUCUUUUAAGCAGCCUAGAAAGGUCUGAAAGGUGGGGUAGAAAAUCUUCAAAACAAACAAUAAGCAGAUUUAUUGAGUCUUUAAUGCUUCUUUUUAAAAUUCAGCACAGUUGUCCAGGAACCUCUACCAUUUGCAUGAUGCAUCUGAAAGUUUGCCAUUUUAAACUUUUAGAUGGAUAGAGCCAUAUUGAUUGAACCACAUGUUUAAGCAGACAGCUAACACCUCCAGAGGCCCUUAACCAAUGACAUUUUCAUCUGAAUAGCAGGCAGCGAACAUUUACUUGACUACUGCACCGAUGGAUUCUAGAAUGAAUUAUAAUUGGCCAAACUUCCCUCCUUGUCCUCCCUUCCGCAAUGCCCACCUCAGAGAUGGUCUUGUCAAGAGGCUGAGGUUGCUGGGAACCAAUUGCUUCUUUGUUUUCCUUCAGGUGUCGAAUGUGCGACUUUGCCACAACAAAUAUGAAUAGCUUGAAGUGCCAUAUGAGGCGCCAUCCACAGGAGCACCAGGCAGUGCAGCUAAUGGAGCAGUUCAAGUAGGUAACUGACUGCUUGGCAAGCCGGUGGCAGCUGUGGCCUUGUUAAUACGGAUAGUUUGAAGUUCAGAUCACCAAACAUUUGCUAGAGAUCUCUCACAAAUUGCUUGGUUAAGGGAUCAUAUCUGCCUUUGUAUCUUGCUGCUGUUAGAGCCUGGUACUCUGGAGGCUCCAGAAAACCUGUAAAAAAAACAAAACAACAACCCAGAAGUACCAGAGCUCUGGAAAACAUAGGGGUCUCCCUCAGAAUAUUUGACUGUAGAUACUUAGUAGUGAGGAAAAUGUGCUGCGUAUGUGCUUGGCGCACAAAGUCCUGGUACAUGAAAUGUUCUGGGCAUGGUUCCAAUUUGUUCCAAAUUAAAUGGGCCUUGGAGAAGAAAAGAUGGAAGUUGAAUUUGAUCUUUUUUUUCUUUUUCUUUUUUGUAGAAGUUGACUGUGACCCUAAUUAUAGGUCAGAUUAUUUGUCCAUCCAUCCUGGUAUUGUCUAAUCACUGACUGGCAAUGACUUGCCAGCAGAGGCCUUUCUUCGCGCCUUCUACCAGAACCUUUUUAUUUGGAGAUGUGAGGGAUUGAAUACAAGGCCCUCUGCAUGCACAGCAUCACUGAGCUGUGGCCCCUUCCUUAGUUCCACAGAGAAAUCUGUUUAGCAAGGCCCAGGGCAAUUACUAUAUUCAUGUAGGUAUGCUCCAGUGCAUCUAACCAUAUGUUAAAUUCUGAGAAUACUUGAUAUACUACAAAUUUCUUUAAUGUGUGCAAUUUCUCCCUCUAGCUUUUUAUUACUUUGGCGUUUUUUUAAUACCUAUUCAUUCUGUUGUUAUUGCCUAAUGAGACUAUGUAUUAGUUCACCAUGUUUGACAGACUUUAUAGCUUUAGGUAUACUUUUUGGGGUAGAAAUCUUUAAAAUAUCACAUAAAAAUGCAGUGACAGUUAAACUAAACUGGGAUAGAAAUCAAAGGGUGUGCUGACUUUUUAUAAUUUGACCACAUUUUGGGUAAGACAUGUUGACCCCUCAUUCUUUCUCUUAAUCUUUUUCCCCCUUCAGAUGUUCGCUUUGUGGGUAUGAGUGUAGCCAUCCCCCUUCUCUCAAGUCUCAUAUGUGGAAGCACGCAAGUGACCAAAACUACAACUAUGAACAAGUGAACAAGGCUAUUAAUGAUGCAAUUUCACAAAGCAGCAGGUGUGUGCACAUUUUAGGGUCACUAUUUAUACCUGUAAUAUAGAGCACUAUCUUAACAAUUUGCAUAGCAAGUCAGUUGCUUUAAGCAAUAUAGUUACUUAAGUUAUUGGAGUCGGGGGGGCAUUGUGAUUUCCCUGCUGGAAGUUCUUUUGCCAAACCUCCCACUUUCUCUUUACGCUUGGGGGAAAUUUUAUAAGCUGUUUAGAGAUUUGCUGCACAGUAGUGCAAGGGAGGGAAAGGGCUGGCGUACAAGUGAGAGAUGCCAAAAGCAACUUGUACAUACAUUGAGCCCUGCAAACAGAUCCAUAGACGUUCUGUAUUGCCAUUUUCUUAGAAUUUGUAUACUAAAAAACCAACUACUUUCUUCCUUUCUUAGGUUCCCAGGUCAGCUGACUGGGAAGGUGACCGCUGAUGGUUUAUUUCCUUUGAAAAGCAACUCUGAGGGCUUGUCCUUUUCAGACUCCUCUAACCAAACUGCUGACAAAACUGUGAAUUCUGAUGAAGAUCAGAAUCCUACUUCCACAACUAAUACCUCAUGCAAUUCAGAAAAAACUGCCGGUCUGCCUCACCUUGGCACAGAGUACUGCGUCCUGCUCUUCUGCUGUUGCAUUUGUGGAUUUGAGUCCACCAACAAGGAGAACUUGUUGGACCAUAUGAAGGAACAUGAAGGUGAAAUCAUAAACAUAAUUCUGAACAAGGACCACACAGCAACUCAGAGUGUAAGAUAGGUGAUGCUGCUGCUGCUUUAAAGGGUUUCAUAAAGUGCUGUUUUCUUGUGUUCUCUUUACAUCACCCGAACUACUUGCUAAAGCGAAAACUGUAAGUAAAAAAAUGCAGUGAUAUUUCUAACGGUCGGAAUGUUAUUUAUGUCAACAGGAAAAUGGAUUUAUUUCACAAGCUCUUGAAGUAACUGAACAGUAAAUACUCCAUUUAGGGAAAGGUCCGCUGAAACCAUUAUCCUCAACUGACAGAGCCGUUUUCAAUGCCUAUUGCUAAUCUAAAGCUUAGCCAUAUAAUAGGAAUUUCACACUAAUGUGUUACCUUAAGGGGUUUAAUCUUACUGCCUCAAAACUAUCUAAAGGGGGUUAAAUUCAUUUUAGGUAAAUUUUUAAAAACUGACAUGACUGACUACAUUUAUGAAGCAGCAUUUCCAGAAAGUGAGAGGGAGACUUGAGUAACUGCUUAGGCCUUAUGGUUCCUCACUCAAUUACUGCUGCUUCUUUUUUAGAAAAGAUAAAAAUAUCGGUAUCUUCCUGCUGAUACAGGCAUCAUAAAAAAGUAGCAAAUUGUUUGGCUUAGGUUAUUUUUUUCAGUAUGAGAUGCUGAGAAUGUAUAAUUAAGUCUUGAUGGACCUUAACGGUUCACCAGAACCUUCUCAUAAUACUUAAAUAUCUCUCUCUCUAAAAUCAGGCAUUUCAGAAUGCUAGAAGUGCCAUAACUUGGAUCAGAGUGGGUAGGAACAAGUGGUCUUAGCUAAACUUUGAAGGGAGGUUUACCUCUUUAUCAAAUAAUAUUUAACACGUCAAAAUCCAGUUUCUUGAGUACACAGAAAUCUGAUGAAAACUCAGUGGAAGUUACUAGCUUACCCCAUUGUAACUUUGUUAUAAAAUAGCCACUAAAAGCACUUCAUUCACACUUGUUUCUCAAAAGGAGCUGUUUCCAUGCCUUCUAGAAUAGCUUGAGUUCCUGUCUGUGGUUUCAAGCUUCAGCUGCUUAACUGCCAUUGACUUCAGUGGAAGUUCAGCAGCCUCCAAUGUUAUUUUUCUCUUGAAACUAGUGUUAUGUUUCAUUUGGGUGGAGCCCUCUCACAGUUCUUGCCAUAUUGCUGCAUUUCCCUUUACUCUGGCAGUUCAUUGCUUGUAAACAGAUUUGUACACAGAUAUGCUUUAUUUUCAGACAGCUGCAGAACUUUAAAAAAUGUAUUUAUUAUACAUUAAAAGCUCAGCUUUCAUGGUGCUAAUUGAGUUUGGGUCACCCUCUGCCCCUCAAAAUUUCUGAACUGUGAAGUUGGACCAAUGGAAAAUAUUUUGUGUCAUUUUAAAAGAAGCUUUAAAUGUUGAACGCAAAAAUAUUUCAAGGCAUUUUGUAGAAAAUCCAAACUAGAAUCCCUAUUAUUAUUCAAUCUGUUACUUGUUUCUAAACUAGGUGCAUUUAUAAAAAGUGAGUGCAUAAAUUCACUGUACAACAAACUGUACAACAACCAAGUUUAUUUUAAAUAUGAGAUUGAAAAUGUGGAUUGUUUUGUGUUCUUGAGAAAUAUAACAAACAGGGAGAAAUUGAGAAGGUGCUAUAUUUCACUUCCUGCUAUGAGCUCUUUAAGACUGAACAGAAUCCAAUUGGUCACAAACCUUGAUGAAAUACUUCUGGCUCCUACUGUUACCUUUGUAUUCAGUCCUUGCAUCAGUAUUGUAUCCUCAACCUGAAACUUCUGAGGUGCUUAGAAACAGGAAAUUAUUGGGCAACUAUUUAAUAGCUGAGAUCAUACAAAGCGUUAUCAACAUUCCACCUCCUAUCUGUCUAUUUACUGCAAUUAGUUGAAAGCUUGGUAAAAAUUACUCGGUUUAUUUUAAAUGUUUCAUUUCAAAACCAUGGCGAAGGCUCUUUGUCACAAACCUUUACUUUGUUUUGGUUUUUUCCUUAAUGGAUCAUGCCUGUCUGUUACACUACAAGAAAAUUGUGAAACCACAAGCUUAUAAAACUAAUUAUAUUUUUAUUGAAGUUACGUAUUGAUUUUUAGGCAUGUAAAGCUUUUUGCAGGAAUACAAUAUGUGAAGAACAAUUGAAAUGAAUUGGGGAGGCCAGGCAAAGUGCAUAUGUAUUCAGAAGGUUCUUACCAUUUUGUAUAUGUAAUCUUCCAUUGCUGUUAAAUAGUAAAGGGAAGUAUUUUAUUUUUAUUUUUUUAAGCUAACUAUAGUCUCAAUACUUAAAAGUUUGAUAUUACCUUCAAUUGCACAAGAAAAGCAUCCUUCAUACUGACACUUUUUUUUUUCAUUUUCAUUUUAAAGCCCACGGGUUGCUAUCAGUUCACUCUUCAAAUUUACACACUUGCCAUGUAGCAGACUUGAGGCUGAAACCAGUUUGUUGAUCAUGUUACCUAUCUUGGAGUGUGAGCUGUUUGGAUUUAGGGAGUUUUUGUUUAGAGCACUUUUUCAGACAUACAGCAUGUCUUCCCUGUUUUAGGAUUUUAAAAAGAUAAAUGCAUACUGCUAACUAGAGUGUUUUAUUUCUUCCCCUCCGCCCCCCAUUUAAUUUAUGGAGGAGCAGAUUCAGUGCUCUGUUCUGUUAUGGGCGAAAAGCUUCCAUUUAUACUUCUGGCUGCAAUUCCAAUAUACACUUGCUUUAGAGUAAAUUGCAUUACACUUGCAUUAUUUCCAUAGAGAUGUGCUGUGGAUGACAUCCUUACAAUGUUCAUCCAGUUGUGCUCAAUGAGAAAACUCUUUCAAUGGAUCAGCACUGCACUUGUUUGGGCUGGUUAGGAUUAAUUUAGCGUGUGAUACAGGCUAGUAGUAGGAAGAAGGGCAGGAGGGCAAUGGGAUCACUGCUACCCCACUUUUAGGCCCACUGGGCAUCUAAACAUAAAAAGUAAUAUUUCUAUAGGACCGGCAAACACACAAUUAAAUGAUUGCAGGUCCAAAUUAUGAUCUUAUUAUUCUAGGAAAUGUUUACCUGUGUGGUUUGGGCCUUCAUGUGCUUCAGCACGUGUCCAACUGAUGGGCAUUUUGGUUGGUGUAGAGGUAAGAUUAGUAGACAGGGCAUGGGGUGGGAUGAUUCUCUUCUCUUGUUUCCCAUCCCCGUAAUCUGACCAUAUUUUAUUUUUCUUAACCAGCCCUUUGACUGUAGCAUAAGCAACUUAUUUGGAAACAUGGUGUUGGAAUCAAUGGAGCUUGCUUCCAAUUAACUGUGGCUUCAACAGCUUCACCAAUAGAGGCUGUAUUCCUUGUUCUUAGCUUGAAAAAACAUUGUGGCAUUCAGCUAGUUGCUGCAUUUUUAAAGCACUUAUUUAAUCAUUUAAAAUGAAAAUGUACAGUUGGUGCUCAAAGUAAUGUUAAAAUAUAUUUAAUAGAAAUGUGCAUUUGAUAUUCAUGGGCAUGGGUACAUAUAUUUUUUUAAGAAAAAGGAAUUGUAAUACUAUGGCACUGUUUUUUAUAGCCAAAGUAUAAAACUUUUAGAAAACUGACAUGUAAAAGACUGUAGAUCUUGCAUUAUCUGAAUGACAGGAUGACUUACUUUAUAAGAUACUUUCCCGCACAUUAAGCUGCAUGCCUUAAGUUCUCUCUAGGUUUGUCUUGUUUGGAAACUACGGAAGCAAACUUUGUAGUACAACUUUGACUACCUUCUGAAAUACUGUACAUUGUUAGAAUAAUUUAUUUUGCUUUACAGAAGUUUUGUCAUGUAUUGACUAAUUGUAUUUUGGUAAUAAACUCCUUUGUUAAACACAUCA